UAAAACUUUAAAGAAGAAGAUUAUAUUUUUGUUUUUAGCAGGAUGGAUGAGAGCUAGCUAGCUAGACAGAACAAAUAUUUAGCUAUCUAAUUUAUUUGCAUCUCAGGUGUCGGGUAUCUAACUAGUAAUCUACACAAUAACUGAGGACAUAGUGGAUUAGCAAGCUAGUUAGAUAUAACGCAAUAAUAGCCAACUUAAUAAGUUAGUUAGUUACCAGUAUCUGUGAUAAGUUACCCUGUAUUAUACAUUUUAGAUCGCUAGCUAGCCUGUAAUUUAGUGUGUUAACAGACCAAGUUCUGAACAAUCAUGGCAUUAUCCAUAAACUAUUUAAAGGAGUGAAUCAGCAAAACAAAUCAAAUAUUAAAUACGGUAUUCAGGAUAACGUUACCGUUUCGGUGGUCCUCUAUCUAACCUUUUCCACUGCGCUCAGCACCACGCACACGCAUGGAUAAUAAUUAUGUUGAGUCGGCUGGUCGAGCUGUGCUCGAAAUGAUGCAGCGUGAAUGGGAGCCUCUUUCUCAAGACGAACUGGAGCAACGAUUGGACCGAGCAGUGGAAGAAAUUCUGGAAGCUGACCUCCUAGCAAAGGUUCAGGACCAGCCUGGACCAAUCUACCUACAACUGUCUCAGCUGGUGGAAGAACCUCAACAGCAAAACCAAAUUCGGUCAACAACAGAACUUACAACACUUUCUCAUGUAGAAGAGGAGUCUGAAUCUCAACAGUUAACUGAUGCUGAGGAAAACGCUGCAGUUCAGUACAUUACAGAUCUCCUCCAGAAUUCAAACUCAAGAUACAAUCAGAGCCGUAUGGCAGGACGUGCCCGCUUAUCCCUGUCUCACACUGUUCUCCUGUCCCUUACUCUCCUGUCCAAGCGCCUCAGCUAUCGCUCUGUGUCUACCAGUUUCCGCCUGGAAAAAGGAAACAUUCAUAGGAUCUUCUUUUCCUUUUGUGAGCGUGUGAACACACUUGAGGACCAACAAAUUAGAUGGCCAACUGGCAUUGAGGCUGUUGAAAACCUCCCCCCCCUCUCCAGCCUGCUGGGGAAAGCCAAGGGCUUGGAAGAGAAGGGCGUCCCCAGGGUCCUGGGAGUCUUGGGGCACACCCGCAUCCCCAUCCGCCUGCCCAUUGGCAAACAGGAUGUGGAGAGCAUGGUGCCAGAGGUAAAGAGGAUGAAGAAGGAGGCCCAUCCCGACUCCUGGCUGAACCUGGAGCUGGUGUGUAACCAUACAGGCAGGUUGAUACACUGCAGAAUCAGCAAGGGAUCAGACCUGGAUAGAGCCAGUGCUCUGAGGGACAAACUCAAACAGGUCCCUGAGAUGAUGCCCCCAGGGACCUGCCUAGUGGCUCGAGUUGGAUAUCCAGCCUCUGCCCAGAUAUUGACCCCAUACGUAGUGGGUCGUGGCCCCAGGGGAAAUCUUUACAACAGGUCCCUGGAAGCCCAUUUUUACCUCCUGGACCAAGCUGUGGCUGACCUGAAAGCCAGAUUUGAAAGGCUCAGGUAUUUGGACAUGGGGAACUAUGAAAGAGCCAAAGCAGUUGUCCUUACUGCUUGCAUACUCCACAAUGUAUUUCUGGACAUGGGGGAAGUGGUCAACGGACAGGUUGAGAGGGAGGCAGGGACACAGGAGGGAGAGGGGGAGUGUGAUGAGGAGGGUGUGAGGAGAAGGGAAGCCAUCGCAGAUUUGCUGUACAAAGAGUUGGAUUCUGGAAGUACAUAAAGUGAUUUAGAAUUUUUGUGUUUGUAUUGAGAUAAACAGCAUUUAUAUUGAAUGUUUUAUUAUAAGGAAGAGUAUCACAGCAAUAUCUUGUAUUUUAUACAUAUGUAGGAUUAUUUGUAUCCUAUGGCAGAUCUAUGUACAAAUGCCCUGUGUAGCCUUCUUCUCAUUCACAGGUAUUACAGGGAAUUCCUGCAGUCAACUCCUUUGUCAAAUGGUGUUAUUACAGCAUAAUAAAAACGUAUACAAUGACAAAUCAUGACAACACAAAGUAGCUGAAUGGUUGAACGCUUAAGAAACAUUUGCAUGAUGCAGUCUUUCAUUCUAUGCACAAGUUCAGUGAGAACUCCUUUGCUCUGGUGUGCUGUACUGCUACUCUGGCAGCUGGAAACUGUUGUUUUGACUGUGAGACAAACUGGAGAUUGCACGGGCUAGAUUAUUGAUGGCCUCUAUCUUCCUCUCCUCCAGGGCCUUCUGCUGGGCCCACAUGUUCAUCUUCCUCUCCUGCAGCUCCAUGUACAGCUGCAGGACAUCCUGGGGGGGCCUGGAAGCAAAGGGGGCAGCUGUCAGGGAGGGUGUAGGGAGGAUGGGGGUAAACCGCUUGCUGGCAAUAGCCUUGCCCAGCUUGGUCCCGUUGAGUUUGGACCUGCGCUGUGCCUCGAUCUCCUCCCGACUCUUCCCCAGGACCUCAUGCAUGGCCUUGAAGAACUCCCAGUGGACACUGUGGGCCCCCAGUCUCUUGGACCUCUCAGCGUUUUUCCUGUAUGUGGCCAACAUGUUACGCCACUUCAGAUCACACUCAUAGGCCUUGACUGUGACAUCUGUGCUCCCAGCUGCCCUUAGCUUGGCAGUCACUCUCUCAGCCACUGUCUCCCACAGUUUCUUUUUCUUGCACACUGGCUGGUCAAAAUCCUGGUCCAUUUCGAGGCGGGUUUGGACAAGUUGCCAUGUGGCUUGUAAAGUCCAUACAAACUCUGGAGAAGGGAAGUUGAUAAAUGUGUGUAUAUAAAAACAAUAUGAUACAAAUAAAUGACAUGUUUUGUUAAAUGUUGUUUA
This is a messenger RNA of Salmo salar (Atlantic salmon), 2772 nucleotides long. RefSeq lists its product as uncharacterized. NCBI's taxonomy places the organism in Eukaryota, Metazoa, Chordata, Actinopteri, Salmoniformes, Salmonidae. The record is from RefSeq and is a predicted model, not a curated record.